Molecule: messenger RNA, 2176 nt
Organism: Coregonus sp. 'balchen'
Lineage: Eukaryota; Metazoa; Chordata; Actinopteri; Salmoniformes; Salmonidae
Source: the annotation of a GenBank genome assembly
AUGGUAAUAGCCACCAUCACCAUGGUAAUAGCCACCAUCACUAUGGGUAAAGCUGCUCCGAUAUACAAACCGAAAUCAUUAGCCCUAAAUACAUGAAUUUACCCCUGACUACUAUAUUCAGUAUAACUUUAGUAAAUAUAGCACUGGAGUAAAAUAAGCACAACUCUUUCUUUCUUUUACAGGAUGUUGUGGAUCAAAAACAAAAGAACAGAGUAAGUUUGUUUUCUUCUCUUUGCCACAAAAAGGUUAUGGUGGAUAUUUGUCUUUCAAAAUAAGAAAAUGUAUAAUUGAACAGGGGGUUCAACAAACAAGGGUAAGCUUUUAAUCUCUUAAUGUAAAUACUUUUACUGGAUCAUUAUUUCAAAAGAGGACAAUUGAGAGUUGGUAGAUUUAAAAUAUGAUAUCUGAUUCUUAAGGACUCAAUAUUUUAGUGUUUUAUGUUAUACAUAGGGGAGGAAGUGUGUGUGUGGGGGGGUCUCGUAUUAUCCAUGCAUGUUUUGUUUAAUAAACAACAAAAACAUAAAAUUGAUGGAAAGCAUGUGCAGUUAUACAGUAUGGUCUGACAAAUAUUUCAGAUGAAGAAUGUUUAUUUAAAUUAUUUAAGGAAUAUUCUAUUGUUUUGGUGAUAUGAAGGUUAUGACUCAACUGCAGAGCUAGACAACCCUUUACAGACAGAAACGCAGCUCAACCCAUCUCCUAGAAAUGGUGAGAAAUAUACUACAUUCAUACAAAUGAUGCUGUAUAUAUUCUGGGUAAGCACCAACUUUGCACCAACUUACCCUAGUGCGGCAUCUUAUCCAUGUGCAUACAAAUUAAGUCAGAUGUAUAUUUUUGUUAAUUACACAGUAUCUUUCCCAGUUAUUAGCUUUGUGUUCCAUACCUCAUUCUGGUUUAUCAUUGCAAUUGUAGAUGCAUCAGUGAGAUCCAGGAAGGACACUGCAGAGUUCGGUAAUGCAUCUCUUUUAAAUACAAUAUAACUUCAGAUAAUAUUCAUAUGAAAUGUGAGACAUAGAAUUGCUAUUUUUCCCCCAUUUUUUCCCCCACCAGAUAUAAAUAAAGCACGCACACAUGAAGGUAAUGCGCUCUGUCAACAGAAUCUGUUUUUUAACUCAAUAAAAAUAUUUUUUAUCUGCCCUAUAUGCCUAAUCUUUAAAUCACUAAAGAUGCAAUUACAAUGAAAAUAAUGAGUGAAUAAAAUAUGUUGUUUUCCUAUUCUCCACAGUGUAUGUUACUCUGGAUGUGGACACAGCUCACCCUAAGCUGAAGAUAAAUGGGAAAUCACUACAUUGGAUAGGUGAAUCAUCGCAGAGAAACAUUGACAUUGAGAACUGUUUUGAUGAAGAGCCUUUUGUGUUGGGCAAUACGGGCCGUGCUUUGAAGACUUACUGGGAGGUGGAUGUGAAGGAGAAGGAUGACUGGGUGCUUGGCGUUGCCAAGGCAACGGCUCACAGGAAGGGGCCGUUGGCUUUCAGACCAAAUGAUGGCUUCUGGGUAAUCAGACUAUCCAAUGGACAAAGACUUAAAGCCAUGGAGGAUGAAGAACGUGUUCUUGACGUAGGAAUUCCAGAUAAAGUCGGUAUCUAUCUGGAUUAUCCGGAAAGGAAGGUGACUUUCUUUAGUGCAGAAGAUGGUUCCCUCAUCCACUCAUUUACCAAUGGACCAAGUUAUGAGGAUGAUGUCCUCCCACUUUUCUCACCCUGGAACAAUGAUCCAAAACCAAUCACAAUUUUGUAAAUCACGGCAACAUAAAAAAACAUAAUUCAUCACAUUCCCUGUCUGUCAAUAGUUUAUCGUGGUAUAAAGCUAUGUCAAUCAUUUUCGAUUAAAUACUAUAAAGAAUUGUGGAUUCAUCAAUAUUGUGAAGAACGGGCGGCAGGUAGCUUAGUGGUUAAGAGCGAUGUGCCAGUAAUCGAAAGGUCGCUGGUUCUAAUCCCCGAGCCGACUAGGGGAAAAAUCUGUUGAUGUGCCCUUGAGCAAGGCACUUAACCCUAAUUGCUCUGGAUAAGAGCAUCUGCUAAAUGACUAAAAUGUUGCGUUCCAUAUUCUUUAUCAAUGUAUUAUACAUUCAUUAUUUCAGUAGUUUAUUGUGUGUGACAUUAAACAAGCAUUUUUGUUUUAAAACAUGAAAUGUUGAUUUGUGAAAAAUACAGAAUCUUAUUUGGUAUCUGAAUGUAGA